AUGUCUCUGACAUUCUGCAGUAGAUAAGCCACUCUCUCUCUCUCUGAAGAUUCAUUCCCCCACCACUGAGGUUUAACUUAUACAAAUAGAUCUUUUGGUUUUUGAUUCAUCGAAGAAGCAAACUCUGUUUUCAUGGCUGCUUACAAUACCAAACUCUGUUUGGCCUCUGUUUUCUUGCUCUUAGGGCUUCUCUUGGCUUUUGACUUGAAGGGUAUAUCAGCAGAAAAUCUUACCAAACAGAAACUGAACUCGAAGAUACUUCAGGAUGAGAUUGUGAAGAAAGUCAACCAAAAUCCAAACGCUGGAUGGAAAGCUGCUAUAAAUGAUCGAUUUUCAAACGCCACUGUUGCAGAGUUUAAGCGCCUUCUCGGUGUUAAACCAACACCGAAGAAGCAUUUCUUAGGUGUUCCUGUUGUAAGCCAUGAUCCAUCUUUGAAGCUACCUAAAGCUUUUGAUGCUAGAACAGCUUGGCCACAAUGCACUAGUAUUGGAAAGAUCUUAGAUCAGGGACAUUGUGGUUCUUGCUGGGCAUUUGGUGCUGUUGAAUCACUAUCUGAUAGAUUCUGUAUCCAAUUUGGCAUGAACAUUUCUCUAUCAGUAAAUGAUCUUCUAGCUUGUUGCGGAUUCCGUUGUGGUGAUGGUUGUGACGGUGGCUACCCAAUUGCUGCUUGGCAAUACUUUUCGUAUAGUGGUGUUGUCACCGAAGAGUGUGAUCCAUACUUUGAUAAUACCGGAUGCUCUCACCCGGGUUGUGAACCGGCAUAUCCUACACCGAGAUGUUUGAGGAAAUGCGUUAGCGACAACAAACUAUGGAGCGAGUCGAAGCAUUACAGUGUCAGUACAUACACUGUUAAUUCUAGUCCACAAGAUAUCAUGGCAGAGGUUUAUAAGAAUGGACCUGUUGAAGUCUCUUUUACCGUUUAUGAGGAUUUUGCUCAUUACAAAUCUGGAGUCUAUAAGCACAUAACAGGAUCUAACAUUGGAGGUCAUGCUGUUAAACUUAUUGGUUGGGGAACUAGCAAUGAAGGCGAAGAUUAUUGGUUGAUGGCAAAUCAAUGGAACAGAGGCUGGGGUGAUGAUGGUUAUUUCAUGAUAAGGAGAGGAACUAAUGAAUGUGGAAUUGAAGAUGAACCAGUGGCUGGUUUGCCUUCAAGCAGGAAUGUGUUUAAGGUUGAUACCGGUUCGAAUGAUCUUCCGGUUGCGUCGGUUUAAGAUCAAAGAUGGAAAUGUUGCAUCGGUUUAAUAUCGAAGAUGAAAAGUUGUUUGUAAGAUAUAUGUUAUGGUUGUUGUUUGCAGUAAAAGAAUCCGGUGACUGGAAAUUGUUUUCUGGUUGGCUGUGAAAAUGUUAUACAAAUAAGUACUUCUUUUUUUUU
Molecule: messenger RNA, 1373 nt
Organism: Arabidopsis lyrata subsp. lyrata
Lineage: Eukaryota; Viridiplantae; Streptophyta; Magnoliopsida; Brassicales; Brassicaceae
Product: cathepsin B-like protease 3
Exons: 11
Coding region: 133-1212 (359 amino acids)
Biological process (GO): regulation of catalytic activity
Cellular component (GO): lysosome
Molecular function (GO): cysteine-type endopeptidase activity
Source: RefSeq, a predicted model, not a curated record